Molecule: messenger RNA, 4035 nt
Organism: Notothenia coriiceps (black rockcod)
Lineage: Eukaryota; Metazoa; Chordata; Actinopteri; Perciformes; Nototheniidae
Product: girdin-like
Exons: 23
Coding region: 355-4035 (1226 amino acids)
Biological process (GO): cytoskeleton-dependent intracellular transport; cytoplasmic microtubule organization
Cellular component (GO): cytoplasm; centrosome
Molecular function (GO): dynein light intermediate chain binding; microtubule binding
Source: RefSeq, a predicted model, not a curated record
UGCCUUUGCAGCAGCAGAGGAGCUUGGAGGAUGUCAGGGUGCUGUUGCGGGACAAAAUGCGGACAGGACUGGGCUUGAACACCGAUUUAGGGACAUUUAAACGGCACUAUGUCCCGGAUGUGGCUGAUAGCACCGUACCGAGAGGAGUCAGUGUGUGAAAACCGCAACUAAACCGCAGUGCCGAGAGGACAUUCUCAACUAGUUUGAGCAAAAUGGAUGGGACGAUUUGGAGGGUGCACUCUUGCAAGGAUGCCUCACUUCUGCAGGAAAUGUAGUUGCUACCAGUCCUUUUUUUCUGAUUGACACAACUGGGAUAUUCUCUGGAGCUUUAUCACCCACACAACCUUGGUAACGAUGGAGAGUAGAGUGUUUCUGUCCUGCCUGGACCAAUUCAUGCUGAGCCCUCUUGUUACUUGGGUGAGGACAUUUGUACCACAUGAUGGGGGCAUGCACUUGGACUUCUGUGAGUUACUGGAUGGAGUCUUUCUGAAUGACAUAAUGACACAAAUAAAUCCGUCGGCUGUUCAGGGUGCAAACAAAGUGAGCAGGGAUCCAAGUCAGAGGGUCCAGAACCUGAACUCCCUCGUCCAGCAAAUCAAGACGUACUAUGUGGAAAAUCUGAGACAGUUAAUCAUGAUUCCUUUGCCAAACGUGAUGCUGUUUGGCAGGACUCCUUACUGUGAACAAAGUCUGGAGGAAAUGAAGAAGCUUCUGCUGCUGCUCUUGGGAUGUGCUGUCCAGUGUGAGAAAAAAGAGGAGUACAUCGAGAGGAUCCAGACGCUUGACUUUGAGACGAGAGCUGCCAUAGCUGCACAUAUUCAGGAGUUGACCCUCAGUCAGGAGAACGUGGUGGAUCUGCAGUGGCUGGAGUCCAGCGAGGUGCAUCCGGAUGAGCUGGAGGUCGUAGCAAGAAACAUGGCCGCUCACCUGCGACAUGUGCUGGACCAGAGGGACAACCAUCUAGAGACUAUAGCAGAGCUGAUGCAGGAAAAGGAAGGAGUUUUUAGCUUGCUCAAUAGCCCCUCCAGCCCACAUUCAGGGAGCUACUCUCCCAGCAUGCAGCAGCAUGCGGGGACUCAGCAACACCUGGCGGUGGAGCUGGCCGACUCCAAGGCCAAGAUCAGACGACUUAGACAAGAACUAGAGGAGAAGAGUGAGCAGAUGCUGGACUGCAGACACGAGCUGGAGAACAUGGAGACAGAGCUGAAGAGGAUUCAGCUGGAGAACUCCCAGCUGCUUGUAGACGCCCGCGCAGCCCGCACCUACCGAGACGAGCUGGACGCCCUGACAGAGAGAGCCAUGAAGGCAGACAAGCUGGAGAGUGAAGUGGGACGCUACAGGGAGCAACUUCACAAGAUAGAGUUCUACAAGGCCAAAGUGGAGGAGCUAAAGGAGGACAACAGGGUGCUACAGGAGACCAAAGAGGUGUUGGAGGAUCAGUUGGAAGGCUGGAGGGCACGCUCCGAUCAAAUCCACCAGCUGGAGAAGCAUGGUCUGCUGCUGAAGGCCACGGUCCAUGACAUGGAACAGGAGCGGGAGGCAGAUCGAAGGCGCAUCGAGGAGCUGCAGGAGGAGAACCUGGCUCUAUGUUUGGCUCAAAGGAGGAGCAUGGAGGAGUCGCAGCACCUGGGCUGGGAGUUAGAGCAGCUCUCAAAGACCACUGAGAACUCCCAGGGCCAGCAGACUCUGAGCGAGGAGGUGAGUGAGAGGACGUGCAGUCGCAUGCUGAAGCUGGAGAAGGAGAACCAAAGUCUCUUAAGGAUCAUCGAGGAACUCAGAGCUGCCUCGAUUAACAAACAUGGCCGCCAGCUGGUUUGUAGCACCAACAACCGCACCUCAUCAACAGAUGAACCCAGGGAGCUGCAGACCACCAGCUCACAUAUCCAAAACAGCACUCAUGUAAUCCCAUUCAGCACAGUAACACGGCAGACGCUGAAUGGAGGUUCAAACUACCAUCAGCAACUCCUCACUGAAGAUCUGGAGGAGGUCCAGAGUCAGAUCGUCCUCACAGAUAAUCCAGACCUCCAUGUUCAGGAGAAAGGUCAGCUAGAGGAUGGAGACGAUGGAGAUCAUUUCAAAGAACUGAUGGAGGACUUAGAAAACCAUCACAACAGGCUCCACUGUUUUGUUGGAUCACGUGACCGCUCCCCUGGCUCAAAGAGCAGCAGUCCCUGCCACGACAGCAUCCUCACAGGUCUGCCAACACGCUCCUCUUACGCCAGCAAGCACACACAGCGGCUGGAGGCCAAGUGCAAGGCCCUGGACACAGUGAACCUGCAUCUACAGACUUCCCUCGAUAACACCGACCGUAAAGUUCAGCGCCUGGAGGCAGAGGUUCAGGAGCUGGAGGCGGAGAACCACAGUCUGCAGGCCACUUUAGAGGAACUUCGGAUCUCUGCACGACGCCUCGAGCAACUGGAAGCAGAGAAGCAAAGCCUGGAGCAAGAGACCACAGUCCUGGAGAGGGAGAAGAGGCAGCUGGAGAAGGAUAACCGACGUCUCCGCCAGCAGGCUGAAAUCCUGGAAGCCAACUUAGACAGCAGCAACGUCUGUAUGGCCAGCCUGGAAAGGGAGAUGCGUUUUGUUGUAAAAGAGGUGGAGGGGUUAAGGGAGACUGCUGAGAGGGUGAAAGGCCUGGAGAGAGACAACAGAGAACUGAGCAAGCAAGCUGCUAUCGACCAGAGGACCCUGGUCACCCUCAGAGAGGAGCUGGUGAGUGAGAAGCUGAACACCCAGCAGAGAAACAAUGACCUGGAGAGGCUGGCCCAUGAUUUGGAAAUGCAAGUCCUGAACCAGGAGAGCGCACAGCAGGCUCAGCGAGAGGCUCCAAACAGCAGCAGGUUCAAGAUGCUGGAGUCAGAAUUGGAGGCGUCUCUGAAAAGAUCUCUUCAGAUUAAAGAAGACAAGAUGGCAGCUUUGGAGGCUCGUCUGCAGGAAUCCUCCAACCUGAACCAGCAGCUGCGGCAAGAGCUCAAGACUGUGAAGCAAAGUUAUGAGGCGUUUCAGCAGAGGCAGGAGGAGGAGUGGACAGCCUCAACUUCCUCCCCUACCUCUGAGACUGGAAAGGCAAUGAGCGAAUGGCUGCGUGAGAGCCAAGAGGCUACUAAAGAACUGCUGAAGCUCAAAGACCGUCUCAUUGAAGUGGAAAGGAAUAAUGCAACACUAGAGGCCGAGCGUCAGGCUGUGCAGGCGCAGCUGAGGCAGCUGGAGAGUCAGUGUGACUGUCAGCAGGCUCAGAUCCUCGCCCUGCAGAGGCAGGCCGCCUCGCUGCAGGAGAACAACACGGCCCUGCAGACACACAACGCUAACCUGCAGGUGGAGAAGUCCACUCUGAACUCGCAGAGCGCCUCCCUCAUGGCCCAGAAUGCUCAGCUCCAGCAGCAGCAGUUGGGGACAGUAAGCGAGCGGGACGGCGCCGUGCGGGAACGUGAAGAUCUGCGCGCUGUUCACGAGCAGCUGCUGCGAGAUCACGAGCGGCUGGCGGCUCUGCACGAGCGCCAAGCCAUGGAGUGCGAGGCCCUGAUGGGAAAGCACGCCUGUUUGAAAAACGCCCAUCGCACUCUGGAGCUGGAGCAUCGCACCACAGAGGACAGGUACAAUAGCCUACUGCAGCAGUGCACCAAGCUGGAAGACCUGGAGAAAGCUCUGAAGGAAGAACAGAUGAGGAUGUCCCUGGAGAAAGAACAGCACAGGAGCACGGCUGCAGAGUGCAGCAGGCUGCGGGACGAGAAGGACUGGCUGAACCAGACAUACCGUCAGCUUCUCAACGACAACGAGUCGCUGACGGUGGACCACAAGCAGCUGAAGAGCCAGCUGAACGAGGCCAAGCUGGAACACACCUGGCUGGAGGCCGACUUCUCCAAACUCAAGAAGGAGUUCCAGCAGCUGGACAUCUCCUCCACGAAACUCACCAACCAGUGCGAGGUACUGACUAAGGUGAUUAAGUGUGGGAUUUCCACCACAAUUGCCACCUCUGUUUUAUUGUGUUGCACUGUUGGAGGGGCCUGUGACCUCAGAGUUGCAUCCACACUGUAG